CACGCUUGAAAGUAAUGUAGCGAGUCAAAUGUUAUCAAAUUAAAUGUUUUAUAUUCUUCUUAAGAGAUGACAAAAGAGUUCAAGGGGACGUUCUUUCUCAACCAAAACUUUUAUGAGUCAAACUCCAGUGGAGUGUAGACCAUCGGAGUCCUCUCAGGAGGUCACAAGACGUCAGCCACAUGGAAAACUGACGUAUGAGUCACUCGUGGGUCACGUGAUCAAAGCCCUGAAGAAACUGCCCAUACAGCGAUCUCAACAGGAGCUUUAUGUCAUUUAUAAACUCCUGAAGGGAACCCACAGCGUGACUUCUCAGCUGAGCUCACAGGAGCUGAAACGGAUCAGUACCAUCACCACCAUCGAGACCUGGGAACGCGGACAGAUCAUCUUCGGCCAUAAUGGAUUUUACCUCAUUCUGACGGGCUCUGUGAAACCAUACAUUCGGGAAACCCAUAAAGAGGAUCAGAAAGUCUCUAUGAUUGCCGCUGGUGGUUCCUUUGGUUCUUUUGGAUCUGUGAACGCUUCAGACGGAGAUGCCAUCAUCCAAUGUGUCCUCACACUGGAGACCUGCGAGAUUCUGAAAAUAUCUUCCUUUGGCUGUCAGAAGCUAAAAAAGGACAUCUUGGCACAGGAUUGUGCGGUUAAAAUGACUUUGAUCCAAUCUUGCCAGCUAUACCUCCGUUGGCCAAAGCUUUCCAUUAGCCACCUGGCCGACGGCACCCAUCUAAAAACCUUCCCUGCUAAUCAAGUGCUGGUGAAGGAGGGAGAAAUCUGUCCAUUUGUGGUCUUCAUUGGUCACGGAGAAUGUAACAUCCUUCAGGACGUUGGGUCGUUACUGAAACCCAUGGACAAAAAGGAGUGCAAGAUUAAAUUUGUGCUGGUUGGUAAACUGGGGCCAAAGCAGUCGUUUGGAGAGGUCAGCAUCCUUGUGGACCGGCCCUCCCCGUGUACUCUUAUAACUGCCACUGAAGUUCACGGAGGAAUUAUUCAAGCAGAAUCUUUGAAAGAGCUGGACGCAGUGACCACCUCUCUUAUACUACAGACGGCGCAACCAAUAUGUGGAAUGCUCAGUAAGGACGAAGUCAUGAAGGAGUUCCUGACACAGGAGAGGAUGAAAAAAUGGGAACUUGAGAAGCAAAGGACACUAUCUGAUUCUCUGUUUUAUAACGCCAUUCACCCAGGAAGUGGCAAAUGGACUUUUAACCGAGGACCACAAGGAGUAACUGGGAAGAUCAAGACCUCCACAUAAAUAUUGGAAAUGCACACCCGAAUACAAACGUAAUGAUAUCCACUUCUCCACCUACACAUUCAAACACAAGCUCGUCCAAAUACAUCUACUGCCUUAAUAAAGACGAAAACCAGGACUUGGAAUCAAUGCAAAUGUGUCCAAAUCUACACCUUCUGUUUUCGCUUAAAACGGGAGUUCUAGAUCCCGUAGCUGUCACACGUUCCAGAAACACACUUACACACUUAUAUAUCAAGCAUCUCUGCUAAAACAUCCUUUCAACGCAUUAUAAAAGUAAAACGCUUGUCGUGGGGAUUUUCAACGCCCUACCAGGUGGAUCGAAAACGGAAAAUGUGUCACAGUUAAACCCACAUGGACUGACAAAAUUAGAUGCUUCUGUUGAACACAACCGAAGGCGAAUCAAACCACCUACCGCAAUGAUCCGAUCACUUCAUCCCACAAACCCACAGCGACGUCAGUUGACAGGAUCUUCCACGCUGUUUUGUUUUCCUUCAUGUCCUUUCAAAUAAAGCGUUGUGUUCAUGCUUUCAUGUCAGAGUGACGAAAGGAGGUGAUGAAUGGGUUUUAUGCUGGGCAUGUUUUCCUCUCAAUUCUACCAACACAGUUUCACUGAAAUUUCCUUACAGGAAUACCCCCUUUUUCCGUGUCAAGGCUUGUCCACACUGGGAUGAUAAUCGCACACGUUUAUCUGCGACAUUCAACGCCUGUUGAUUAAACAACGGGCGCCAAUGUGAGUGUGCACAAACGUGCAAAAGGCCAGUCGUAAAAGCGUCAUUUUUUUAAAUGCUUCCUUUUUUUGGUCUGAUGCGUCGCUUUAAAAACGGGCCGACCAAUGAGAUUGGUGCUUUUGUUGACAUGCCUGGAGCCGGUGAAGUUACAGUACAACAAGACUUGGUGGCGUCCAAGACAAAAUGGUCUUGUGUACUGGGGUUUUUUAUGUUUUUCAUUAAGCGCCAUCUAUGCCAGGGAGUGAAUUUGCACGUUCAAAUUGCUCGCCAGUGAAAAUCGUUUGGGUAUAAACGCCGAAAAAUGCUGCCGACGGUGGGGACAAGCCUUCAGUCAGCACGACCUUCAAUCUAAUGUAUUUUAUACGCAGUGUCUUUCAUAUGUAUAAAUAUAUAUAUAUACAUUCAAAAAAGGCCGUGCUCACUGACCUGAAAAUUUAAAGAUUCCAAAUUUUGUUUCUAUGCCAUGAACUGCCGUGUGACAGGGUUGGUUCUUCACUUGUCAGGAGUCAUCAUGAGUCAUCUGGGUGAAUAUUUUGAGACAGGGUUUUAAAUCAUAGGCUAAUGUAAACAAGUGCAAAGGCCUUGAAACAUCAACGUAUCAAAGAGAACCUGAAUUAUUGCGUUGCGUGGUAUCUACCAGACAGCAAUGUCUCGCAUGUGUUCUGUAAACUCAGAUGAUUUAGUUCUGCAGCUAAAUUCUGUUGCCUUCUGACAAAUCUUGAGUUAAUAAAUUCUCCAAGCCUAGAAUAGUGUGAGUUUGUUUUGGGUAGAGAAAUGUUAACCGGCCUCGGAUGGCUAAUCUCAUAUUGCCGUUUGAGUUCUAUGUAUAACCGUAAGCUUUUAUUUAGUCUGUGUCUGUUCUUGGAUAAUUGUGUCUGAUGGCCUUAGGUGACUGACUAUGCACAGCGCAUGAUCUGGUUGCUUAAUUUAAGUAAAUAUUAUGGUUGUUUGUGUGUUUGAUCGAUGUUUUUGAGUUUUUGUUGCUGUUUUGACUGCUUUAGUUUUCAAGCACCUCCAGCCAAAACACCAAAACCGACUUGCAUCAAAACCUAUGAUCAGGCUGCUUGGAUGUUUAUGUUUAUUUCAAAGUUCUUAGUCAUGGUUGUCUUUGCUAAUGUUAUAUUACUUUUACAGGUGGGCUUUAUUCUUGACAGUGUUAGGGCAGGUGGAUGCAUGUUUCUGUUUUGUGUAUGUGUUUAUUUGUUUGUUUGGGAAAGGCCAUGUAAAGUGUUCAAUAAAGUGUAGAGUGGGUUUGUACAUGAACCGAAAGGAUGUAAAGAGACUAAGUAAAAUACACUAUAAAAUGCCCCUUGACCUUGUGGCAACUGCUGGCUUUCGGGAAAUCUAUCAUUUUCACAGUAGGACUGAGAUAUUUUAC
This is a messenger RNA of Triplophysa dalaica, 3349 nucleotides long. It is a transcript of the gene cnbd1, whose product is annotated as cyclic nucleotide binding domain containing 1. Bases 113 to 1246 code for a protein of 377 amino acids. The record is from RefSeq and is a predicted model, not a curated record. NCBI's taxonomy places the organism in Eukaryota, Metazoa, Chordata, Actinopteri, Cypriniformes, Nemacheilidae. The transcript is spliced from 11 exons.